Messenger RNA from Alternaria burnsii, 591 nucleotides. Its product is annotated as nedd8-conjugating enzyme ubc12. The transcript is spliced from 2 exons. NCBI's taxonomy places the organism in Eukaryota, Fungi, Ascomycota, Dothideomycetes, Pleosporales, Pleosporaceae. The record is from RefSeq and is a predicted model, not a curated record. The coding region runs from base 1 to 591 and encodes 196 amino acids.
AUGAAGAAGCAGCAGCAGCAGGACGAGGCUGCAGCAGCUGCCUCGAGCAAGAAGAAGAAGGUCACCCCAGCCCAAUUACGCACACAGAAAGGUACCGCCAUCCCUACUUCACCCACGUCUUCGCGCGCAAAAGCUAACGCGAUCACAGAUCUCGAAGAGCUAUCCCUUGGUACAACAAUGAAGACGCACUUCCCUAACCCCGACGAUAUCCUUAACUUCGAGCUCACAAUCGACCCCGACGAGGGCAUGUACAAGGGCGGACGCUUCAGGUUCGACUUCAAGAUCAACCAGAACUUCCCUCACGACCCGCCAAAAGUCAAGUGCACACAGAAGAUUUACCACCCGAACAUCGACCUUGAGGGAAACGUCUGCUUGAACAUUCUGCGAGAAGACUGGAAGCCGGUGUUGAACUUGAAUGCGGUUGUUGUUGGGUUACAGUUUCUGUUCCUUGAGCCAAACGCGUCGGACCCGCUGAACAAGGAGGCUGCGGAGGAUCUCAAGCAGAACCGAGAGGGCUUCAAGCGCAAUGUGCGCGCAUCGCUCGGUGGUGGAACGGUCAAGGGACAGAGCUUUGAUCGCGUGCUCAAAUGA